Helianthus annuus (common sunflower) is the source of this 1831-nucleotide messenger RNA. RefSeq lists its product as uncharacterized. NCBI's taxonomy places the organism in Eukaryota, Viridiplantae, Streptophyta, Magnoliopsida, Asterales, Asteraceae. Gene Ontology annotation, molecular function: ubiquitin binding. Bases 577 to 1407 code for a protein of 276 amino acids. The transcript is spliced from 5 exons. The record is from RefSeq and is a predicted model, not a curated record.
CGAAUAAGAUCAGAGUUGAAAACUGAAACUAAACAAAAUAAAAAAUUCAAUGAAAUCUAAAUCAUUCAUGUUAUUGUUUUCCAAUCGGUAAUCAAUAUCCGUUCAAUAAUCGAAGAUCAAAACAGAUCCAGUGAAGAAAAUCGUUAAAUCAAUCGAUUCCACACCUAAUUUUGAUGUCCGAUUGACGUUACGAAACCCUAAUUGAUCGAAAAUUUGGGGAUUUUGUGUUUAUUGAAUCGAGAUCUGAUCAUUAAUCGAAGAUCAAUACAGGUCCAGUGAAGAAAACCUAGUAUUUGAUGUCCGAUUGAAGUUACGAAAGUUACGAAACCCUAAUUGACCGAAAAUUUGGGGGUUUUACGUUUAUUUAAUCGAAAUCUGAUCAAUAAUUGAAGAUCAAUACAGAUCUAGUGAAUAAAACCUAGAAUUUGAUGUCCGAUUGAAGUUACGAAAGUUAUGAAACGCUAAUUGAUCGAAAAUUUGGGGAUUUUGCGGUUGAUUGAAUCGAAUCGCUGUAUGAAAGGUACAGGAGGAGGAUAGGCGAUCAUAGACAGCAAAAAACAGAGCUGCGCACACAACAUGUCUGCGGUAGUGUGCGGGAAAAGAAAUUCGUUUUUCGAAGAUCAUACGAUACCUUCUUCUUCUUCUUCGUCGGCAUCGCCUCCUGCUUCUAAGAGAAUUCGUUGCUUUUCUUCGUCUUCACCUGUUCAGUUUUCGUCGUCUUCUAGGUUGUUAGCAGUUGAUCGGCUCGUUGCAUUGUUUCCUGAUAUGGAUAAACUGGUUAUUGAAAGAACCCUCAACCAAUGUGGUGAUGACAUAGAAACUACCAUCAAAAGUCUUACUGAGUUACGUUUGGUUUCUAAUGAGAAUGCUGGAACUGCUGUUGGAGAGGGAUCAGAGUAUCAAGUUCAAACUCACAGUGUGUCAGAUGUUGCAGCUAAUGGGGUGGCAAAUGGUGAGGCUGGGCCGUUUGAAAACUCACCACAUCAAAAACCUGUCGAUGGUGCAGAUUGGGUGGAUCUUUUUGUGAAAGAAAUGUUGAGUGCCUCCAACAUUGAUGAUGCUCGAACCCGUGCUUCAAGAGCACUUGAGAUGUUGGAGAAAUCUUUAUAUGAGCGUGUCACUACAGAGGCCCAUGGCCUUAAGCAGGAAAAUAUGAUGAUGAAAGAACAACUUCAAGCCCUAAUUCAGGAGAACUCCUUGUUGAAACGCGCGGUUGCAAUUCAACAUGAACGUCAAAAAGAAUUUGAGGACAGGGGCCAAGAGUUGCAUAACCUCAAGCAGAUGGUAUCUCAAUACCAGGAGCAGUUAAGAACUCUUGAGGUCAACAAUUAUUCUUUGACCAUGCAUCUGAAGCAGGCUCAACAAGGCAGCUCCAUGCCCGGGCGUUUCCACCCGGAUGUAUUUUAAUAAAAUACGACUCUCAUAUGGUUUACGAGGGAAUGGACAAAACAAUAUCUAGUUUUUAAAGAACGUGGAAGAUAACGACGAAAGAAGUAAUACGCUAUGAUAAUAAUUGGCUGAUACGAUACUUGAAUAAUUGUUAAAUUAAAAUGUAGUCCGAAUCGUUAACUGUCGAUGUUUUUCUUGUUUGUAUGUGUAACAAAGAGGGGACCAAAACGCCCAUGCUUAUUAUUAUUCCGUUAAAAGAAAGCAGAGUUUGCUCACAUGGUGCAUGUGAUGGGAUGGUCAUAGUGUUAUGUUUUUUCUCGUCUUCAUUUUAAUUUAUUUUACAAAAUGUAAUGAAUCAAAUGUUUGAAUUCGUAUUUCCUUGAUACCCUGAACUAGAGGAAAUAAGUUUAUUUUUAUUCACUAGGUGCUUUUAAUUGAAAAA